CUUUCAUCCUCCCAUCUCCCAUCCAUCUCCCGCCUUUUUUCCUUCCCUUCCAUCUUUUUCAUCUUCAUUCUCGGUGAUAUCUUCCUUGCUAUCCCACUGUUCACCCACCAGAAACCUCCGAGCUCUCAUCAUGCUGGGCGCUUUCCGCCGCUCCGGCGUCGUCCAUGCGCUGCGUGCUUCCCGGUCUCUGCUGGUCAGAUCGACGACUCAACAGCCACAAUGGCUUGCCUCAUCAGCCCCCGCGGUCUCUCGUACUGCGAGAUCGCUGUACCAUCCCUCCCCUGCCCAUCUUUCAGCCUCUGCUGAGGCCGAGAUCCCGCAAUCUGCCUCUGAAGAAGCCGAGCCCAAGCAACUAGAUCGUUUCGAAGAUUUGGCCACCGAGGGCCUGGUCGAUCCUAAGAUCAUCCAGACCGUGACGAAAAACAUGCGCAUUGAAACCAUGACUGAAGUUCAAUCGAAGACUAUCCGGCAUACCGUGGAUGGCAAUGAUCUUUUGGCUCAGGCAAAGACUGGAACUGGAAAGACUCUGGCGUUCUUGAUCCCCGUCGUCCAGCGGAUUCUCACCGACCCAUCGGUUGCCUUGCGCAAUACCGGCCGUUCAUUCCGGACUUCACGUGUGCCCCCCGAUAUUCGGGCUAUCAUCAUUUCCCCUACUCGGGAGUUGGCAGAGCAGAUUGCCCAUGAGGCGACGCGUUUGGUGUAUGGUACGGGUCUGAAGGUGCAGACGGCAGUGGGUGGCACACACAAGAAGUCGGGUCUGAUCAGGAUUCGGGAACAGGGCUGCCAUAUCUUGGUCGGUACCCCCGGUCGUCUGAAGGAUCUCCUGGAUGACCCCUACAGCGGUGUUGAGGCUCCCAAGCUGUCUGCCCUUGUCUUUGACGAGGCUGACCGUCUGCUUGACGAUGGUUUCUCCAAGGAGAUCGGUGAGAUCACGGCGCUCCUGCCCGACCGCGCUGAGGUCGAGCGUCAGACUCUCAUGUUCUCCGCCACGGUGCCCGACGAGGUUAUGGACUUGGUUCGGAAGACCAUGAAGCCCGGCUUCGGGAUCAUCAAGACCGUGUCUGCUAACGAGACCCCCACGCACAUGCGUGUUCCUCAGAAGGCUGUCUACAUGGAUGGCUUCCAGAAUGCAUUGCCUGCGAUUCUGGAGCUGGUGAAGCAAAACACCGAAGACCUCCGCGCCAAGCCCUUCAAGGCCAUUGUCUACUUGAACUCGACCAUGAUGGUCACCAUGGCUAACGCUGUAUUCAGACGGCUCAAGAACGACCCCGAGAACCCCAGGGCCGGACACCCUCUUGGCCGUCUCCCGAUCUACGAGAUUCACUCGCGGUUGACUCAGGCUCAGAGAACCAGAACGGCCGACCAAUUCCGUAAAGACAAGUCUGCCAUUCUUUUCUCUUCCGACGUGACGGCGCGUGGCCUGGAUUUCCCCGACGUCACCCACGUCAUCCAAUACGGACUUCCCCGCGACCACCAGACCUACAUCCACCGACUGGGACGUACGGGACGAGCCAACAAGAGCGGUGAAGGAUGGAUCUUCCUGCACGAGGGCGAGAAGAGCUCCUUCCGGAAGAUGUUUUCUAACCUCCCGAUCGAAGAGAGCACUUCGAUCCCCCUGGCCCACGUGAACAUGCGCGAAGAGAUCGAGCAAGACGGAUCCGCCUCUUCCGAGACUCUGCGCCAAGUCAAGGCCGCGGUGCAGAACACUCCCCAGGACCUCCGCGUGGAGGCAUGGAAGUCUCAAAUCGGCACAUUGAUGGGACGUUUCCGCCCUGGCAGCCUGGCCCUUCCUUCCAUGGAAGAACUCUCACAGUACGGAUAUGAUCUGCCCCAAACCCCGCACGUUUCGCCCAUCGUCAUGAGGGCCCUGUCAUCAGGCGAUGCUAUGCCCCAGCGUUCCCAGCGUGGUGGCUUCCGGUCCGGACCUUUCGGCGGACGCUCGGGUGGCCGUUCAGACUUCCGCUCGGGUGGUCGUUCUGAUUUCCGUUCUGGAGGUGGCCGCUCUGAUUACCGUUCGGGUGGCCGUUCUUUUGGAGAUAGCUGGGGUGACCGCGGCCAGCGCUCCUCGAACCGUGGCGGUUCGUCCUGGGAGACCAGAGAUGGUCGCCCUCUCUUCAAGCGCGAGAGCGGCCGUGGCAGCCGCGGCAGCCGUGAGGGCCGCGACCGUCGCGAUCGCUACAACGACGACUUCUAUUGAUCCCUUCCGCGGAAAACAAUCACUCCUGUUCGGGACUUGAACGCCCUAACGAAACGCACAUCCCCGAGACCGGCUUGUCCAAGGGCCGGUCCCGGAAACGAGAUUUCAUAAUGUUUUUUUCCCAUCUUGGACCUGUGAGAAAAGUGUUCGAUAUAGAUGGCAUGUAUACUACCACAACAGAUACCACGUGAAUAUGGCAUAGUUCUCCACUCUAGAUAGACUUGUAAUAACAUUCGUCUUGCU
This is a messenger RNA of Aspergillus sclerotioniger CBS 115572, 2440 nucleotides long. Its product is annotated as DEAD-domain-containing protein. The coding region runs from base 131 to 2197 and encodes 688 amino acids. The transcript has 2 exons. The record is from RefSeq and is a predicted model, not a curated record. Gene Ontology annotation, cellular component: mitochondrion. NCBI's taxonomy places the organism in Eukaryota, Fungi, Ascomycota, Eurotiomycetes, Eurotiales, Aspergillaceae. Gene Ontology annotation, molecular function: nucleic acid binding; ATP binding.